UGGCUGAAUUUCAAAAAGAAUGUGAUGAAUACGGAUGUCUGCCAGUGUUGCUGCAGUGGCAAAAGGUUACGGAUAUGCUGUUAGCACAGACAGAACCACAAGAUAAGAAACAGAGACAGAAAGAAAUAGACAAAUGCUGGGUAGGAUUAUGUGAUGAUUUUGGUGGGAAAAUGCAGAAGAAGUGAGAAUGCCUAUAGCACCGAAAGUUAGAGAAAUGGAAAAGAAAGCACAUAGUAAGUUACGGAGACAUGUUGAAGAGAAAGAUAAGGUUAAGUGGUAUAAUACAGGGAAACAUAAUAGCGAGGAAGAAAAUCUAAAAAAGACAUUAAGGAUGUGGACCAGAGUGGCUUUAACGACUACAGCACUCAGCUCGCAGAAAGUACAGAGUGGAGAGAGAAAAGAGGAAGUGAACAGCUCAAGAGUCAGAAAGAUACAGGAAGAGAAAGCAGGAAGCAUUCAGACUAACCCUACAGCUCCUCCCCUUCAGAAACACAUACCUUCAAUAUAUCCUUCAUUAAGCCAUCCUCCGCCAUAUGAGCCGUCCCACCAGCAGAUGGUGGUAGAGAUAAACAGUGGAGAAGUACAUGUAGACCUAACAGGAGUUACAAACCAGAUACAGGCUUUGGAACAGAAAUUUGACUACCUGGUUCAGGCAGUAAGGAAGGAUGUGGAUGACACAUUGCAUAAAGCCAGAGCAGCCAUAGAGGUGGUGGAAAACACCAGGAAUAGUCAGAAGGCGAACUCGACUGAUGAGAGUGAGGAAGCAGAUGAUGAGAGUGAGGACGAGGAUAAGAGUAAGGAACCAUUACGCACACAGCAACCAAAACAUACAUCAACACCCCGCUGUCUUAACGAACAGGAAGAAUCACUUAAGGUGCAAAUUACAGGGGACAUGAUUGUCAAUGGACCAAUAGCAACUAGAUUGAGAAGCAAAUCGGGUCCAUGGGAAAGGGAGUUUGUUUUAUAUGGUCCAGGUAAUCAAAUAAUGGCACCUCAGAUACAGGCACCAUUGAUGCAGAGACCAGGUGGGAAUCUUCAGUACCAGCCCUGGUCACAUAGUGAUAUGACAGCAAUAGUGAGUAAAUUGCCACCCAUAACAUCUGGAGGCAGCAGAUGGCUGAGAAAAUUAACAGUACUCUGUCAUGGCAAUGAUUUGGCAUUGGGUGACAUGAGAUGCCUGUUGGGACAAAUACUGACAGCCUCACAAAUGCAGAAUUUGGAGGUAGAUACUCGCACAACAAUGGAUGCAAAAGAGACACCAUUAGCAAGGGUAAGCACAGAAAUUGGCAAAACACUUAGACGGUUAUAUCCUGUACCACCAACGGUAUACCAAAAUGUAAAAUUCCGCAUUAAGCCAGGUGAGACUGGAGCGGCCUAUUAUUUCCGUUGUGCUGCUGAGUGGGAACAAAUGGUGGAGGAAAACAGUUUAAAUAACCAGGUGACACGAGACAUAUUAAGAGAAGCAGUAAUGACAGGAGCUCCGAAUGGAGUAAAACAAACAAUGGAGAAUAACCCAGAUAUCCCAGUGGCAAGUAACGAGGUAUGGGAAAGACAUUUAAUGCACCACACAGACAGAGCAGUUGAAAGAACCAAUAAAGAAGAAGAGGAACUAGAAAAAGUUAAAACCCAAUUGUUGAAGUUACAAUUAGAAAAAGCCAAAAGUGAGGGCACAACCAAAAAGGCCAAGCAAAUGCCACAACAUACUCCCAAUGCACCCCAACCCAUAGACCCAUAUCAAGGACCCCCUUACAGUGGUUUUCCUUAUGGAGGACCGACGCACCACCAUCCAUAUAGCAACUCACAUUAUGCCCAAGGAUCAAACCGUAGGCAGAGGCCCACCUGGAGAGGCAAUGGACGAGGUAGGCCGGAAAGAGGGAGGGGAGGGUUUGAGAGGGAGCAGUGUUUUGAGUGUGGUGAAUAUGGACACUGGGUGAGAAAUUGCCCACAGAAACCGGCACACAGUCAGGGCCAAAAUAACGGUCCACCUGCGGGGGGAUGGGGUCCCCGAAGAGGUGGCACCGGUGGUCAAGGCAGGGGACCACAAACCCCAUACAACCCGGGGCAACGCCUCUCGUCACCCUCCAACCUACAGGUGCCUGUGCACCCAACAUGGGGCCCGGAGGGUGGGGCGGAGGAAUGUUGAAGGGGCCCACAGAGAACCACCAUGAGAGGAUUGGCUGAACCUCUCAUGGAAAUAGUGGUAAACCAACAACCACUAAAAGCUCUGGUAGAUACCGGGGCCACAUACUCCACUGUAACGAAGGGCACAAUUGACAACAGCGAUCUCACAAAUCGCACAGUAGGAGUAAUAGGAUUCUCUGGUGAGGUAGAAAAAUGGCCUAUGACAAAGUUGCUGAGGGUACAAAUUGAUAAACAAAUAUUGACGCACUCAUUCCUGUACUCUUGUAAUGCUCCCAUCCCCCUUUUGGGCAGAGAUCUAUUGAUCAAGUUAGGAGCUAGCAUUUUAUGUUCUCCCGAGGGAGUGAUAGUGAAAUUUCCAGAUGGUUCAGAAACGAAUUGUUCUCUUUCAGGUCACACCACAGACAGUCAGUGGAUGUUAACAACAUGUGGUGAGUUAGAAGAUGCUGAUAUAUAUUGGGUUGAGCUAGAUUCCAGUGUAGCCCCUAAUAGUAUUGUAUCAAGGUAUAAUGAACAUCGCCAAUGGAUAACAAACAUAGACAUUUUCCUGCCACCCAUAGACCCCUUACAUUGCACAUUGUUCUAUGAUAGGGAUGACACCACACAAUACCAAGAUCUGUUUCAAGCAAUAGAGGACAGUAAAUGGGUGUUAAGGGGAUCUGGACUCAUGAUAGGAAAAGAGGGAGUAGUUGCACCAAUUUUACUGACAGAAGAGCAGAUGAAAUGGUAUGAAAUGUCUGAUACAGCUGCACCACACAUCUCUUUAGCAUUACAACCAAAUCAUGAGGCUAGGGAGCUAGGCAACAUGACUAAGAGAUUGUUAGCAGCCAAAGAUUGGGAACCCACAGAACAUUGGGGUAUCCUAUAUUCAGAUACACAAAAAGCAUAUUGGGUGCAAGACCAUACAGAAGACACAGGGGUGUUGACACACAAACAGAUCUCUAGAAGCCAUGGUAGGGAACAGACAGACGCUGAUGGAACAAGUAAAAUGAUUGACACAUUGCCAGAUAAUCUAUGGUCUAAAGGACCAACAGAUGUAGGGUUUUGUAACAUCAAACCUGUUAGCUUCAAAUUGACCACCACCACACCUAUUUGGGUCCCUCAGUACCGCAACAAACCAGAAGCAGAAGAAGGUGUAGCCACCACUGUUUCCGGACUGAUUGAAAAGGGAGUGAUAACCCCUUAUAGGUCCAAUUGGAACACACCAAUUUUUCCAGUGCCUAAACCAGGCACCAAUAAGUACAGGUUGGUGCAUGAUUUACGCAACAUUAACUCUGUCGUGGUAACACCCACCAUGACUGUACCAAACCCAUAUAUUGCACUGUCUAUAUUGACCCCAAUGCACCAAUGGUUCACGUGCAUUGAUUUGGCUAAUGCUUUCUUCUGUAUUCCAAUCGCAGAGGAUUGCAAAGCAUGUUUGGCUUUUACAUACAGGGGCUGCCAGUAUUCCUAUAACAGACUACCGCAAGGAUUUAUUUUGUCACCAGGAAUUUUUAAUCAUGUAUUAAAACAACAGCUACAGGACUGUAGCUUACCAGAGAACUGUGUCAUGAUCAUGUAUGUUGACGACCUGUUCUUGGCAGCCACAACUGAAAAGGCCUGGCUGGAGGCUACCAGACUUGUGUUGCUUCAGUUGCACAAGUCUGGUUUCAAGGUAAGCAAGGACAAACUGACGGUGUGCAGACCUUGUGUUACAUUUUUAGGUCAACUGAUCACGGCACAGGGAUCAACUUUGACAGGGACACAAAGACAGGGUAUACUCAGCCAUCCUAAGCCAACCACAGUGAAAGACAUGUUGUCAUUUUUAGGCCUCACAGGAUUCAGUAGGCACUAUAUCCCUAUGUAUGUUUCACUGACUACACCACUCAGGCAGUUGGUUAAAGAGCAUGGCAUGAAAAAUCUGAAAGCAGAACUUCAGUGGACACAAGAGGCUGAACGGACGUUCAUUGACCUUAAGACACAGCUAGCUCAUCCUGUGCACCUGAACUGUGCCAACUAUGAGUUACCUUUCUUCCUGGAUGCCUCAGAAUCUGGCUCCAGCGCACAUGGUGUCCUGUUUCAGAAAGACCAAGGCAGGAGAAAAGUGUUGAUGUAUGCGAGUGUGUUGUUAGACUGUGUAGAGCAAAGACAACCAAUUUGUUCCGAUUUCAGCGGUUUAGCUAAAGUUGUGCACAAGACAUCACACAUUGUAAUGGGCCACCCAUUGACAAUACUCACCACGCACUCCAUCAUGUCAUUCGUAAAUUCAGCAUCAUUCACGUUCUCACCACUGAGACAGAGAAGAAUAGCUAAGAUUUUGACCAGCCCCAAUCUCACAUACGCACAUGAAGGCAUCAAUAUGGCUGAUCUAAUGGGUAAUGGACAACCACAUGAUUGUGCACCCAUCACUGAGAGAGCAUCCAAAGUAAGAGGAGAUCUAUCUGCGGUGCCGUUGACAACACCACCGCUAGUUAUGACAUUGUUCACAGAUGGUUGUUGUUUCAGAGCAGAGGAUGGGAGUCUGAAAGCAGCCUAUGCCAUUGUGGAACAGCAAGGAAGUAAUUUCAUGACCAGGGAGUCAGGGCAAUUGGAAGGAAGACAGUCAGCACAAAGAGCUGAAAUGAUAGCAGUAACAAGAGCCCUUCAUUACGCCGGUGAGACCCGUGUGAACAUAUAUUCCGAUUCAGCAUAUGUUGUAACAGCUGUCCACGUGGAAUUGCCCUUAUGGCAGAGAUGUGGGUUCACCACAUCAACAGGUCGACCAAUUACACAUGCAUGUGAAGCCAGGGACCUUUUAGAGGCCCUGAUGAUACCCAAAGAGGUAGCAGUUAUUAAAUGUCCAGGACAUUCAAAAAAUGAUUCCCCUAUCACUGAUGCAAACAAUGCAGCUGAUUUAGCUGCCAAAACUGCAGCUGGCUAUGUUGCAACUCAACAGGUGGUGAGAUCAGACAGAGCCUGUAGUUAUCUUUUGCCUCGUUUCACUCGAGAAUAUUUGAUCAAAGAGCAACAGAAAUCUGGCCCUGAAGAACAAUCAGUCUGGUUGCAGCAUGGAGAAGCAUAUCCUGUCGGCCGAGAGGACAGUACGGCUGUGAUCAAGUGUUUAAUCAAUCAAUACAUACCACAUUACGGGUUCCCACGUCGCAUCAGGUCGGACAAUGGUAGUCAUUUUAAAAAUGAACAUCUGAAAAUUGUUGAACAGGCUCUAGGCCUCACACAUGCGUAUGGUGCGGUUUACCAUCCGGCCAGCCAAGGUAAGGUUGAACGCCUUAACCUGACGAUUAAACUAAAAUUGGCUAAAAUCUGUGCACAGACUAAAUUGAACUGGCUGUCAGCUUUACCCAUUGCUCUCAUGUCUAUUCGUUCUUCUGUCAACAGGAUCUCAGGCUUUACACCUUUUGAAUUGCUUACAGGUCGUCAAUUUCCAGGACCAACCACGGCGUUGAGAGAGGACACAGUGCAGCCAUUGUCACAUACUGUGUAUUUUGAUAAACUAACAGCUCUGAUUCGAACCUUUUCCCAUCAGGUAACUCCUGUACCAGCACAACCGGAGGAACUGCCAUCUCCAGUCACGACAGACUGGGUCAGGACGAGAACAUUCCGUAGAAAGUGGAGUGAACCACGUUGGUCUCAACCUCUACGUGUAACAGCUCGCACCUCACAUUGUGUGCAACUCCAAGGCAAAGGAGACACUUGGUUCCAUUUAACAUCCUGUGUAGCUUGUGACCCCCCUUCUAGGUCUCUUGCUGACACUGGUUUGGACCUGAGGACUCAGGUCCAAGAGAGGGAGGAUACAGAUACAAAGAGUGACGGUAAAACAGACACUGAAAUUGCCACUGGACAACACCAACAGCUCCAAAUUAUACACAAAACAGGCGAUAUUGUGGUCUAGAUAAACUAGACUUCAAGAAAGUGCAAAAGAUUCUGAGUGAAGUGUUCACGGACGUGAACAUACAAAUAACCAUUUAUUCCUUAUAAUCAAGUUUUCAUUAUUGUGUGAUUUUGAGUGUUUUUCAAUG
Messenger RNA from Triplophysa rosa, 6134 nucleotides. RefSeq lists its product as uncharacterized. NCBI's taxonomy places the organism in Eukaryota, Metazoa, Chordata, Actinopteri, Cypriniformes, Nemacheilidae. Gene Ontology annotation, biological process: DNA integration; proteolysis. Gene Ontology annotation, molecular function: zinc ion binding; aspartic-type endopeptidase activity; RNA-DNA hybrid ribonuclease activity. The record is from RefSeq and is a predicted model, not a curated record.